Messenger RNA from Arxiozyma heterogenica, 453 nucleotides. RefSeq lists its product as uncharacterized. NCBI's taxonomy places the organism in Eukaryota, Fungi, Ascomycota, Saccharomycetes, Saccharomycetales, Saccharomycetaceae. The record is from RefSeq and is a predicted model, not a curated record. Bases 1 to 453 code for a protein of 150 amino acids. The transcript has a single exon.
AUGGAGAGCCAAACGAUAUCUCUAAUUCUUCACACACACAGGAACCAAAACCACCAAAUAUUAUUUUUUGGUGUUGCUGGCAUUUAUUUACACACGCUUACUUCCCUCCUCCUCUUCCCCCCCCUUUUUUUUUUUCGAGACAAGAGUUGGUGCCGCUCUUCCGGUUUUAGGUUUGUUGGAAAAAAUGAAACACUUGGAAAAAAAAGAGAAAAAGGGGAAACAAGAAAAAUUGCAACAGCAACCAAUCACAUAAGACAUUAUCAUUACCUAUGUUCGUUUGUAUGUGUGUGUGUGUAUAUAAUUAAAUUAAUGCCGUGUUACAAAAUUAUAACAGAGCUGUACAAACAUAUUCCUUUUUUUUUUUUUUUUUUUUCCGUCUCAAUGUACGGGAACAAAUCUUCGAAGACCAUACGGUUUAUGCCAAUACAUCAGAUUUGGUCAGAUUUGAUUUGA